Molecule: messenger RNA, 703 nt
Organism: Pseudogymnoascus destructans
Lineage: Eukaryota; Fungi; Ascomycota; Leotiomycetes; Thelebolales; Thelebolaceae
Exons: 4
Coding region: 3-410 (135 amino acids)
Source: RefSeq, a predicted model, not a curated record
AGAUGUCCGCCCCCGCCCCCACCACUGAGGCUUCUGGCCUCAAUGAGGAUCCUCGUGAAGAAGAAGCUCCUGCUCCCGCUCCCGCUACCACGACCACCACCACGAUGACCCCGACCCUGACUCCGACAACUCUGAAUCUGCCUAGGGCUGGCGCUGCACCAACAGCCAACGAUGAGCCUACGGGCGCCUCUCCGCCGGCCCUGACGUCCCCCGCAACCUCCAACACGGCCGCGUCUGCGCCUCCUGGCCCUGUGCGCCUCCUCAGCGACCGAAUCUGCGGUGGGCCCGUCCCCCGCGACGCCCGCACGCCUGGCUACGGCCGUAAGUCACCCACAGGGCCUGGUGCUCAACUCCCCGACUCCCAGCCAGCAGAUGGCGCUGCAGCUUGCAGCUGUCCUUGCCCUCCCUGACGCCCGCCACCUGGAAUUUCACGCCCUCGACUCCUCCGACCCGCCGAACCUCGUUGUUACGGCUAAGUGCUAGUGCUAUGGCUAGCACUUACGGCUGCAACCUCACGUGAUGGAUAACAUUGGAUAUCAUGGAUAUUAUGUUCUCCAUGUUAUCCACGGCGAUCCACGAAAUGUCAUGGAAUGGAUAACAUUGGAUAUCUUGGGGAUCCACAGAAUAUCAGGUGAUGGAUAACAUUGAAUAUCAUGGAUAUUAUCUUACCCAUGUUAUCCACGGAUAUCCCUUUGCAACUCAA